Melampsora larici-populina 98AG31 is the source of this 315-nucleotide messenger RNA. RefSeq lists its product as uncharacterized. The coding region runs from base 1 to 315 and encodes 104 amino acids. The record is from RefSeq and is a predicted model, not a curated record. The transcript is spliced from 3 exons. Lineage: Eukaryota; Fungi; Basidiomycota; Pucciniomycetes; Pucciniales; Melampsoraceae.
AUGUCAGUCCGAAUUGAUCAUGAUGAUAUUUUAAAAAGAGAAGAGCGCGUUGAACUUCCAAAUGAAAACUCAAAUAAAGAUAAAGACAACCAUGAAAUUUUCAAAGCUAAUGAGGAACAAUGGGAAAUACACAUCAAAAUCUUGCAAAUUCAGAUUCAUAACCUCAAAAUGUGGAACCGUAUAAAUCAAGAUCUCAUGAAAAAAAUCUUUAUAGAGGUGGAUUCCUACACUCUUCUUACAAAUUAUUAUAGAUUUGUGCCUUUUGGGGAUCAUAUCCAUGAAUUAGUAGAAAAUGAUCCAGAUGUUAAACUCUAA